AUGGUCGACCUCAACUUGCUUAAGAUUGAGGCGUUGUUAUUCUCUACUCUUGAAAUAAUUUUGUUGCAGCAGGGAUCACAUGUUCCAAAAUUUGGGAACUGGGAUGGUGAAAAUGUGCCAUACACAGCCUAUUUUGAGAAUGCGCGCAAAGUUAAUAAAGGCGGUAAAAUGAUAAAUCCAAAUGAUCCAGAGGAGAAUCCAGAGGCCUUUGCAUAUGGUAGAUAUGACGAUGCUAGCGUUAACGUUUCUCCUGCGAAAGUUCCUUCAUUCGAAACACCUCAGUACAAUUAUGGUCACCGCAGAAAUCCUUCUGGCUCGGGCCAAAACAAGAGUAUUGGCUCGACAAAUUCAAAUUCAGAGUCCUUUGGGGCAACGCAACGUCACAGAAAAUCUGAUGUUAAGAAGAAUAAGAAUGAUCGUGGCAAUGGUUUUGUUCCACCUAGUCCAAAUAGACUGAUCAAAAGUAGCAGAAAUCCAUCUGAUGAUCUUUCUUGUUCAUCAGCAGCAUCAGUACCAAAAUUUGGGGCAUGGGAUGAGAAAGAUCCAAAAUCUGGAGAAGGAUUUACAGUAAUUUUCAACAAAGUUAAAGAGGAAAAGCAUAUUGCAGCUUCUAAGUUCCCUAUGGUGCAGCCACAUUCAAGCAUGCCUUCAUCACAUAAUCAAAAAAGAAAUGCUAAGUCAAAGGUGUUUUGCUGCCUUUUUUGAAGAUUCACAAGUUCAAGUCAAUUUUUUUGUUUUGCCUUCUUUCCUCUUCACUCAAUAGUGUAAGCAAAAAUUGAAAGAUGAUGGAAGAACUUGUAUUAACGUUUAUUAUGGAAGAACAAUUGGUUACAUUUUGCUCAAAUUUUGGUCAUUGUAUGUUUUA
Molecule: messenger RNA, 865 nt
Organism: Lycium ferocissimum
Lineage: Eukaryota; Viridiplantae; Streptophyta; Magnoliopsida; Solanales; Solanaceae
Product: RPM1-interacting protein 4-like
Exons: 3
Coding region: 1-705 (234 amino acids)
Source: RefSeq, a predicted model, not a curated record